Messenger RNA from Suillus discolor, 687 nucleotides. RefSeq lists its product as uncharacterized. Lineage: Eukaryota; Fungi; Basidiomycota; Agaricomycetes; Boletales; Suillaceae. The coding region runs from base 1 to 687 and encodes 228 amino acids. The transcript has 7 exons. The record is from RefSeq and is a predicted model, not a curated record.
AUGGACAGGCUGCCAGCCCAUCGGGUGCAAGGGGUAAUCAAUGAGGUUGAAUCCUGGAUGCAAAGCCAACUACUCAUACUCACUCUCGUCGUAAUACAGCACAACACUGGUAACGACGACGAGGAAGGAGAAAUGCAUGAUUUAUAUGAAGUGAUACAAGCGCUUUGCAAAUGGAACUCUGAACGUGGACACGGCCUGCUUUUAUAUCCUGAGAAUAGAGAAUUCAAACAUAUAAUUAUUGAGCUUAUGAGCACAACCCAAGCGGCGAAAUUGUAUAGGCCAGGCUCUUUCGUGGCGAAGGCCUGGUUAUGGAUAGAAAGGUCGCCGUUCCAGAUAGCCCGGGAGAAUCCUACAAACGAUGUGUUUGUGCAAUCAACGCUAUUCCUUCCUGCAAAGUUACAAAUUCGCCGCUCGAUAGUUGCUCUAGUCGAGGGCGCCAUAUUCGGAAAAAUAAAAUUCCCCCUUAGCGCGCAUGCUAAAGCCGCUGUUCUAUAUUUUUACGAGAGCCAGGACAACGCCAUGCUUGAUUUCAUCGGUGACUGUCAGAUCACUGGGAAUACAGAUGCGGGCCAUGAACGAUUCUCCACAUACGUGGCAAGCAAGAUGGUCUCUUUGUCGUACAGCAUUUUCAGUUGGUCCUGGGUCGGCCGUCCUGACCAGGCAGCCGCUCUCACCAAGCUCGCGUAG